GAAUCCCAUUGACAACUUCCGCCACAUGUUCAUUUUAUUUUGAGUUAAGAAAAACAAGCAUUUUCUCGUUUUGAAUUACUUGAGGUUGAGAUGGUCGUGUUUACUUGUAGCCAGUGUAAUGAAUCGCUGAAAAAGAAUCAAGUAGAGAAACAUUUUCAGACACGAUGUCGUAACUGUAAUAUGAUAUCAUGUGUUGACUGUGGAAAAGAUUUCUGGGGAGAUUCUUAUGUAGAACACAUAAAAUGUAUAAGUGAGGAAGAAAAGUAUUCAGGGAAGAACUAUAAACCAAAAGCUAAUGCUAAUAAAGGAGAAGUCAAACAAGAACAGUGGCUAGAGAAAGUUCAGAUAGCUAUUGACAAAUGUAUAACCAAUCCAAGAUUGAAAGGAGUGUUGGAAAGAAUGAAAGAUUAUCCUAAUAUUCCAAGGAAAAAAGCAAAAUUUGAAAAUUUUGUUAGUAACAGUAUGAAUGUCAGAGAUAGAAGAUUGGUUGGUGAAGUUUGGGAUUUACUGUUAGCCAAUACAGAACAGCCAAAACCAGUGCCUCCAAAGGAAGAAGAAGUCAACAGUGCUGAAAAUGGAUCGCAAAAAGAAAACAAUGUAAACGGAAAUGUUACAAACAAUGAACAACUUAAAGAACUGUCAAAAAAAGAAAGAAAAGCAGAAAGAAAACGAGUAAAAAAUAAAGAUGAAAAUACUGUGAAAGCAAAAAAAUCGGAUAGUAAAAGCAAAAAAUGUUCUGAAAAUGAUAAAACUGACAGUUCUACUGAAAACGAUGAAAAAUCUAAUAAAAAGAAAUCUAAGAAAAGAAAAAGAAAAGAUACAGAGGAAGAAAUUGAAGAAGUUGAAGUGAAAAAACCUCACAUAGAAGAAAAAGAGGAAGAUAAAACAUUAAAUUCAACCACAGAGGAGAAUGAUGAUGAAAUGGAGGAAAAUAGUCCAAAGAAAAAGUUCAACUGGGAACAGACAAUAACAGAAGUGUUGACUAGUAAAGGAGAAAUAUCAUUGAAAAAACUGAAAAAGAAGGUUUUGUGUGAGUAUCAAGCUCAAGUUGGUUCCUCCAAGUCAGAUGAAAGAAUUUUUGCUAAACUGAAUAAGAAAAUUAGUAAAAAUCCAAACUUUGUUAUUAAAAAAGAAAGAGUUAAACUGAAAAAUUCUAAAUAAAGAAAUGUCAUUGCUUUCUUA
Messenger RNA from Mytilus californianus (California mussel), 1182 nucleotides. RefSeq names its product cell growth-regulating nucleolar protein-like. Gene Ontology annotation, cellular component: nucleolus. Gene Ontology annotation, biological process: rRNA processing; negative regulation of transcription by RNA polymerase II. Gene Ontology annotation, molecular function: DNA binding. The coding region runs from base 91 to 1161 and encodes 356 amino acids. The transcript has 8 exons. The record is from RefSeq and is a predicted model, not a curated record. Lineage: Eukaryota; Metazoa; Mollusca; Bivalvia; Mytilida; Mytilidae.